This is a messenger RNA of Paramormyrops kingsleyae, 3304 nucleotides long. NCBI's taxonomy places the organism in Eukaryota, Metazoa, Chordata, Actinopteri, Osteoglossiformes, Mormyridae. The record is from RefSeq and is a predicted model, not a curated record.
CAAAAGAUAUAUUUUUUUUUCUCCCCACAAAGUGGCAACAGCUGAUGUGUGUGUGGCUAGUUGGACAUCUCUUUCUGGCCAGCGAUCGAUUCCAUCUGCAAAAUCUGAGGUCAGCGCCUUAGUAACUACAAUAAUUCAGGGAAUCAUCCAACUGUACCAAGCCACAAGUGUUGUAUGCACACCUUCCACAACGUUUACAGCUUCAGACGCAAUAACAAAAAUGCCUAGAAUGUCUGCCUCCAUAACAAUAUCAUCCUCUGCAGACACUACUACAACAACAAUUCCACCUUCAUCUACUACAUCACCAAUGUCUGUAACGGCAACUCCUACCACAACACUACCAUCAUCUUCAGGUUCAAACACAAUAUUAGUUCUUACCACAUCUAGAACUAUGACUUCUUCCUCACCCGAAAUCUCGGCCCCAGAUGAUUCUACAUUGACAAUAUCUGCACCUCCAAUCUCUACAACAUCAGUGCCUGGAACUGGAACUGCAACUUUUACCACAAAAAUACCAACAUCCACAUCAUUACCCACAAUCACUGCAUUAACAGAAUCUACCACAUCAGUUCUUACAACAUCAUCAUCUGUCACAACAUCUGCCCCACCAGACUACAAAUCAACAACAUCUAAACCUACAAACUCUACACCAUCAAUGUCUUUAGGCUCUAUGACAUAUACCAUUAUGAAUUCAUCUUCAACCAUGACCACUGGACCCCCAGAAUCUACCACAAAAAUACCUAUUAUUUCAACCUCAGUCAGAGUAGCUACCCUACCAGACUCAGUAACAAAAUUAUCAGUGCCUCCAUAUUCUACAUCAACAAUGCAUGUAACUUCAGCCUUGACCUCAACAAUACCAAUAUUUUCAGCUUCAACAACAAGACCUUCAAUUUUAGUUCCAACCACAUCCAUAAAUAAGAAUUCAUCCUCAACCACAAUUACUGCCCCCCCAUAUUCCAGUACAACAAUACCUAUAAAUGCAUCUCGUGUCUCUCUUUCUCCCUACCCAGACUUUGCAUCAGCACUAUCUACACCUUCAUCCUCUACAACAAUACCUGUAACUGUAGCAGCUACUAGAAAUAUAGCAGCAUCUACAACAUCAACAAAAAUCACUGCAAAUGUAGAAUCUAGCACAGCACCUAUAACAUCAUCCUUUAUCACAAUAUCUACCUCUUCAGACUCUAUCACAACAAUAUCUAUACCUCCAUCCUCCACGCGAUCAAUGUCUGUAACUUCUGCCUCCAUAUUACCAUCAUCUUCAGCCUCAAUGAUAAAACCUUCAACUUUAGUUAUUACCACAUCAAAAACGAUGAGGUCAUCCUCAAACACAAUCACUGCACCCCAAGACUCUACCACAACAAUGCUUCUAACAUCAUCGUCUGUCACUCUACCUACAUCACCAGAAUCUGUCUUGACAAAAAGACCCUCUACAACAAUGCUUAUACCUGUAACCUCAAAAAGAAAUAUUCCAAUAUCUAUUUCAAGCACAAUCGUUAUACCGCCAGAAUCAAACACAAGAACAUCAACCUCUGUUACUACUUCAACUCCACCAGACUCUGCAUUGACAAAACCUGGGCAUUCAUUGUCACCAUCAUCAAUUCCUUUAUCCUCAGCUUCUCCUACAUCCACAAUAACAUUAUCAGCCUCAACCACAACAAAUGCACCCCCAGAACCCACCACAACAAUACAUAUAAAUGCAACUUCUAUCUCUUCAUCUCCCCUACCAGAUGUUACCAUGACAAAAUCUGCAGUUUCAUCCCUUAAAACAAUGCCAAUACCAGUUACCUCAAAAAGAAAUAUUCCAAUAUCUAUUUCAUCAAGUACAAUCAUUAUACCACCAGAAUCAAACACAAAAACAUCAACCUUUGUUACUAUCUCUACUCCACCAGGGUCUGCAUUGACAAAACCUGUUCAUUCAUUGUCAACAUCAUCAAUUCCUUCAUCCUCGGCAUCACCCACAUCUAUAGCAACAUCAUCAGCUUCACCUUCUAGACCAAUGUCUGUAACUAUAAUGUCUGCCAGCAAUAUAGCUACAUCUGCUUCAUCAAUCACGAUCACUACACCACCAGCCUUUACUAAAUUUGUGUCAAAAACUACAACUGGAUCAAGUACAUCGACAACGACUGUGACAAGAACUGCAAACAUGUUUCCAGUCUCUGCAUCAACAUCUUCAUCCACUAGUCACUCUAAACCAACAAUUUCUUCAGGUCCUCCUCCAGUACUGACAAGUGAAUCCGUAACCAAUGCAACCAUCCCAAGGACUGUGUUUAAAACUACAAUUGCUAGAUCUAGGACAACAUCAAGGACAACGGCAGCAGCUGCAAAAAGUGCUGCAAACAUUUCUCCAGUUUCUGCAUCAUCAAAUUUAUUCCUUUCUCAUAUCAAAUCAAAAGUCUCUUCAGCCUCUCCUCCAUCAAUGACAAGUGAAUCCCCAUCCCAUGCCACCGCCUCAAAAACUACAGCAGCUGGCUCCAGUGUAACACCAUCAACAAUGGUGACAGGUACUGCAAACAUUAUCCAAGUCUCUACAUCAUCCACUGCAUCAAUGACAAGUCAGUCCAUAACCCAUGCUAAUGUCUCACCAUAUAUGUCUAAAACUACAGUGCCUGGAUCAAUUACAACAUCAGUGACAUCUGCAACAGCUGCUAAAAGUGCUACAAACAUUUUUCCACUCACUCCCUCAUUAUCUUCGUCCUUUACUCAAAGUGCAUCAACAAGUUCUUCAGCUUCUCAUCCAUCAACGGCAAGUGAAUCCGUAACCCAUGCCCCCAUCUCAAUGUCCGUGCCUAACAGUACAGCAUCUGGAUCUAGUAUAUCAACAUCAACUGCAACAGCCACUACUAGUACUGCAAACAUUUUCCUAGUCUCUACAUCAUCAUCUUCUAGUCAAACUUCAAGAAAAAACUCUUCAGCAUCAUCAUUUUCAUUCCCAAGUUACACUGCAUCAACAAGCUCGUCAACCUCUGCUACAUCAGUGACAAGCAUAUCACAAAUCCAUUCCACCAUCUCAACAUCUGUGUCUAAAACUAUAGUAGCUGCAUCCAGUAUAACAUCAUCAACAACUGCAACAGAUACUGCAAACAUCAUAUCAGCCUCUGCGUCAUCAUCAUCAUCCCUUAGUCACAGUAUAUCAACAAGCUCUUCAGCCUUGAUUCCAUCAAAAACAAGUGAAUCCCUAACCCAUGCCACCAUCUCAACAUCUGUGCCCAUGACUAUAGCAGCUGGAUCUCAUGCCCCAACAAUUGCAACAGCUGCUACGAGUACUGCAAACCUUUUCAGCUUCUGCACCAUCAUCAUCAUCCCUUAG